This is a messenger RNA of Solanum lycopersicum (tomato), 2878 nucleotides long. RefSeq lists its product as uncharacterized. The record is from RefSeq and is a predicted model, not a curated record. Lineage: Eukaryota; Viridiplantae; Streptophyta; Magnoliopsida; Solanales; Solanaceae.
AUGAGAACAGGAGGAGUAAAAAAAGAGUGUCAAUUUUGGGGGGAAACUCAAAAUUUUUCACGUUUUUCAAUGUAAGGGUGACAAAUACUCGAGUUUGAAAUCGAAUUGCCUCACCCGACUCUCUGAAAGUAAUAGUCUUUUUCAUCUUCCAUGAAUGGUGGUGAUCUGCAACUCCUUUGAGGUAAGCAUUCCAAAAGCCUUCAUGGAUACCGAGCAUGGCACAUCUAAUCUACCUUGGACAUGGGUGAUUGAAACAUUGGCAACUUCCAAAGAGAUAGACACAUCUUUACUCAUUGAUUUGGUUAAGCAGAUUCCAGAAAUUUCUGAUGAAAUGGGAAGAAAUGCAAGGGAGCUCGUCUCCUUGAGAGUUUUAGAGACCUUGUCUGUCCAGGAAAUCUCACAUGCAAAUAAUGAUGCUUCAGUUCCUGGUGAUAAAAUUGAAUUGAAUCAAUCAGUGCACUGUGAAGAUGUCCUUCACCACUUAUUGUUUGAGGUCUCAUCAGAUCAAAACAUGGAUGGGCCAGAGCUGUCAAAAUUGGAUGUUCAGUCAUAUAUUACCAAAAAAAGAUCUUGCUUGCCGAAAUGUGCUUUGCAACAAAUUAAGGAUACAGUAGAUGCUACCAAUCCUCUUGCUACAUCCUUGGAAACAAAUAACGGAUCGGAGGUUGGCAGUAACUCCAGAGAUGGAGAUUGUUUAAAUGCUGUUGAUUCUAAUGGCAUUAACCAGAGAUGUGAAGUAGGCGGUGAUGCUGAACAUGUUUUAUCAAGUGGGAAUGCAACUACUUGUCUGGAGGCCAACACUAAUGGCGUGCAAGAAAAUCAAUCUAGGACUCUCGUUCCUUAUAAGAGGACGAUUGAUGCCUUUACUGCUCAUGAAGGUGAACAUAGUGAAACUGAACCCUUAUCAGAGAACAGUUCUGGUUCUUGCAUAAGGUCCCCCAGAAGGUUUAAGCAGGAAGUCAUUAGUCCCAGGUGUGAUGCAGUUCAUGAUUUUGAAUCAAUUCAAAGAGAUGGUGUUUCAACAGAGUUGUCUGCACAAAUUCCCCAUGCUAUUGUCCAAAAAGGGAACCUGGAAAAUGGAGCUCUUGUUGGGGGAUUGGAUGGUAGUUGUGAGGGUGCUGCAUCAAAAAUGGUUAGACAGAACAUCGAUGCCAGUAACAAUGAUGAUCUGUUGCCUGAAAUAAUGAUUUCAGAGGAAAAGAUCCAAAAUGUUGUAAGUAGCAGCAAAGCUUGCGAUGAAUUGAGAACAUCAAGUGGUUCGUCGCCGCAGGUAAUUCAUCAGGAUUCUUGCAUUUGUGGAGCUAAAGAUCAUCGGAAGUGCAUUCAGGGAAAUUUAUUCAAAGGUGUUUCUGGAGGAGCCAAAAAGAAUAUUGUGGGAAGUGAUGAACCUGAAUUCUCUAGUGACAGUGAUGGAUAUCAGAAUGAAAUGACUGGACUUUCUGCAAUGAGAAAUGAUUUUCUUAGCUCUCAGUGCGCUCAAGGUCAAGAUCCCUUGACAACUGAAAAUGGUAGAGUGCUCAAUCUUUGUGUGAAAUGUAAUGAGGCUGGGCAACUGUUGAUUUGCAGUUCGAACACCUGCCCGUUAGUGGUUCAUCAGAGCUGCUUGGGUUCUGUUCCCAGCUACGAUAAUGAAGGAAACUUUUACUGUCCCUUUUGUGCAUAUUCUCGAGCAAUUUCUGAGUGCCUAGAAUUUAAAAACAUGUCUUUGCUUGCAAGGAAAGAUUUGGCCUCAUUUGUUGGGCGACGAUCAAAGAAAUCCUCACGUAACUCAUGUAGAACAAAGAACCUGUCUAGAGAGGAUGAAGAACUGUGCCAUGAUAAAAAUAGUAAGGAUGUUUUGAAUGAUGUCAUAGAAGCCAGGAGUGCUCUAGUCUGUACAAAUUCUUUGAAUGGUAAAAUUACGGAGAUGCCUUCACCUCAACCAGAGGCUUCUGUGACUCAUGAACCCGUGGCAGCUGGACCAAGAUCCAAGAUAUCACCAACUAGAUUGCAUAAAUCAAAGCAGAAACUAUCCAGGGAGGAAGAAAAAUUGUGUCACAACGAGUACAGCAAGAAGAAAUCCUUGAACCAGGUCCAAGAACCAGGAAAUGCUCCAGUCAGUAUAAGUUCUCCUAAUGCUGAAUUUACACAGAUAGGUUCACCUCAACCAGACGCCUCUGCACCUCCUGAACUUGUGAACGGACAGAGUGGUUUUGAAGAACAAUGUUCUGAAGAUGAAGACACAAUUGCUUCCCGUUAUUGUGUGCGAUUUAGGAAUUCAGACAAGAACUAGCAAGUCUUUUACUUAAAAGUGCUCAAUUAUGCAAAUUCAUGUGUUUAGCAUGUGUAUUCUUCCAAAAUAGUCACCAUUUUUCUUCCGCUUCAGAAAUCCAUCUGCUGCUACUGCAGGUGUGUAGAUAUCUCAAGUUUUGGAUAGAUGGAAGAAGUUUUUGGAGUUCGGAAGUUUGAUGUUUUCCAGAUGUUGGAUCAACUCCACCCUAGUUGGUUAGGGGCUCGGUCUCAGAUGGUUCCCUUUUAUGAUAUUAUUAGCUAGGCUGGUCCUCCUCCAAGCUUGGGGUCUUAAUCUUAUGGGUGCUCAAAUCGGCCCAUUUGUUAUUUCUAUGUUAGUAUCCGAGGCUAACUAAGAAUGGCACGUUGUUCUGUUAAGUUUUUGUCCUUGGGUGGGUAUCGAAGGGCUUAGAUAGUGUACUUGUGCCCCUUUACCAGCUUUUCUGGUUUGCUACUAUCCAACAAUGGUAUGUUUUGUUCUUGUAAUUUUUAGAUUCAUGUGGGUGUAUGAAGGUUUAAAUAGUUAAGCAUGCUCAUCUUAAGGUAUAUUGGAUUGUUAGCCAUUGAGGCCAGCCAAGUGGAUAUUGUUGGUAAAUUUUCACCCUGAUUG